Messenger RNA from Beta vulgaris subsp. vulgaris (sugar beet), 369 nucleotides. RefSeq names its product putative lipid-binding protein AIR1B. The record is from RefSeq and is a predicted model, not a curated record. The transcript has a single exon. Bases 1 to 369 code for a protein of 122 amino acids. NCBI's taxonomy places the organism in Eukaryota, Viridiplantae, Streptophyta, Magnoliopsida, Caryophyllales, Amaranthaceae.
AUGGCCCCAAAAAACACAGCCUCAAUUGCUCUCUUUCUUGCAUUGAACCUUGUGUUGUUCAACCUUGCCUUCUCUUCAUAUGUAGCCCGUCCUCUUAAGACAUGCCCUCCUGAUACUCUUAAGUUAAAUGUGUGCGCGGAUGUGCUUGAUCUUGUUCAUCUUCGCGUUGGAUCUCCUAAAAAACAGCAGUGCUGCAGCCUUAUAGGUAACCUCAUCAACCUUGACGCCGCCGCUUGCCUCUGCACCGCGGUUCAUGUCGAUAUCUUAGGCCUUCUUAACCUCAACGUCAAUGUUGAUCUUACUGCUCUUGUCAAUCAAUGUGGAUGUGAACUCCCCGCUGGCUUCCAAUGCCCUCCACGCCGUGCUUAA